AUAAAAAAAAGUCUUUUUAGUUCCUUAGCUGUUACUAGACUAGCGAACAGGCUACAUUGCCAUUAUAAAAACAUUUGCUCGUUAAGAGUUAUUUAAAUUAAGCUUGCGAGCAGAUAAUCAGUAUAACACUAAGACGACUUUUGUUGCCUAUACCUAAACCCGCUGAAUUGUUUUUAGUCAGUCUGCUGAACCACUCAGUGAACAACCUUUAGUCAGGACGACGUUAGUCCAGACAGCGAGGUUCGACAAAAACUUCAGCAGCCCAGCACAGAAAGAACAUUUUACGCACGAAAUUAUAAAGGAUCAUUUAUUAACUAGAAUAUACUUGGUAGUUUGCUCGCUACUUUGUAAUGGCCAAGUGGGGAGAAGGAGACCCUCGCUGGAUCGUGGAAGAGAGAGCAGAUGCGACAAAUGUCAACAACUGGCACUGGACGGAGCGUGACGUCACAGGCUGGUCGUCAGACAAACUACAAGAGCUCCUACUGGGGAUUCGUGUAGAAGGUCAGGAUGGUACUUGUGAGAUCACAGAUGUCAGUAAAUUGGAGGGAGAAGCUUCCAUCAACAACCGCAAAGGCAAACUCAUUUUCUUUUAUGAGUGGAAUGUGAAGGCAUCGUGGACUGGUACCUCAAAAACAGGGAUCAAGUACAAAGGGAACAUUGAAGUGCCAAACCUGUCUGAUGAAAAUGACAUGGAUGAUUUGGAUAUCCAGGUUUCACUGUGUAAAGAUCAGCCAAGCACACCUUUGACUGAUCUAAUGAGGAAAGAGGGAACCAAAAAGAUCAGAGCAGCUCUAGGAAACUAUGUGGACCACCUCAGAUCAGAGUUCUCUCAGGGUAUGAUCCUACCAACGGCAAAUGGCCUUAACACACAGUCACAGCAGAAGCCCCAGACUAAAGUGAAAAUGGAUAACACUCUGAUUGGCUCUUCCAACACUGCUAAAACGCAGAAUAGUGGAGUCAAGAUCCCUACUGUUAAAUUCAGUCUGAAGGAGACCUUCCUCACAUCACCAGAGGAGCUCUACAGAGUCUUCCUCAAUCAGGAGAUGGUUCAAGCCUUCACACACCUGGCAGCUUUUGUGGAGGGUGACAAGGGUGGCAAAUUUCGCCUGUUGGAAGGGAACGUGUGUGGAGAGUUUACAGAUCUGGUUCCAGACGAAAAGAUUUGUAUGAGGUGGAGAUUUUCAACUUGGCCUUCCGAGCACUAUGCUUCCAUCAUUCUUAGCCUUUCCGAACGGAGUGGAGAAACAGAGCUGCUUAUGGAGGCUAAAGGUGUUCCCACCAACGAGGAAGAAAGGAUGAAGGAGGGCUGGCAGAGAUACUACUUUGAGGCCAUCAAACAGACAUUUGGUUAUGGAGCUCGGCUAUACUGAACAAAAAGAGAAAAAAAAGCCUUAAACAGUGCCAUAUCACAGCAACUGUACGUUAAAACAAGAAGGCCUAAAUAGCAAACAUGUACAUAUGGAAUGUUCGCUCAUUUUGCACCAAUAUAUACACUGUGCUAGCUUCUUUCAAAAUGCUGACUGAGAACUCUCUUCACAUCAUGGAACACGGUCUGUGAAGAUUCUACUCUGAAAGACAGAUUUUAUGCGUUUUUAUAUGUGUGGAAGCUCCCUGCAUAGUAAUAGACUGUUGAAAAUGUAUUUUAAGAAGGCUGUCACGUGAAUUGUAUUUAUUUCACAGAAACUAUUUUCAGAAAGGAACUGAUCCCUUUGUAUCUUUAUUUGGCCACAAACACCAUGCGUUUGUUUGUACAAAUGUCACAUUUGCUGAAUAAUGGAUUGCUUUUGAAACAUCGUGACAAACCCACUGUUUUGAAAUUCAAGCAAGGCAGUCUUGAAGCCCAGCAAAAUUUUCUUGGCAGUUGCUUGAACAUCGAACGGUUAGAAAACUGUAAUUACUGUACAGCUGCUUAUAAUAUAGUUUACAAUAAAAUGUAACGAUUGAAAAAAUAAACAAAGAAUGACUGAUACCUCC
This is a messenger RNA of Chanos chanos (milkfish), 1974 nucleotides long. RefSeq names its product AHA1, activator of heat shock protein ATPase homolog 1a (gene ahsa1a). The record is from RefSeq and is a predicted model, not a curated record. NCBI's taxonomy places the organism in Eukaryota, Metazoa, Chordata, Actinopteri, Gonorynchiformes, Chanidae. The transcript has 9 exons. Gene Ontology annotation, cellular component: cytosol. Bases 351 to 1370 code for a protein of 339 amino acids. Gene Ontology annotation, molecular function: protein-folding chaperone binding; ATPase activator activity. Gene Ontology annotation, biological process: protein folding; positive regulation of ATP-dependent activity.